This is a messenger RNA of Mitosporidium daphniae, 1488 nucleotides long. Its product is annotated as L-serine dehydratase 1. Bases 1 to 1488 code for a protein of 495 amino acids. Gene Ontology annotation, molecular function: L-serine ammonia-lyase activity; 4 iron, 4 sulfur cluster binding. Gene Ontology annotation, biological process: gluconeogenesis. Lineage: Eukaryota; Fungi; Microsporidia. The transcript is spliced from 5 exons. The record is from RefSeq and is a predicted model, not a curated record.
AUGUAUUCGAUUGGAAUUGGGCCUUCUUCGUCGCAUACUUUAGGCCCAAUGAGAGCUGCAAACAAAUUUGUAACAAAACUUGAAGCAAACGGAGUGCUUGGAGCACUCCAUUCCAUUUUUGUCCACCUAUAUGGUUCUUUGGCUUUGACGGGAGAAGGACAUGGCACCCCAAAGGCCAUUGCUAUGGGCCUAAUAGGGAAAGAUCCAGAAUCAAUCGACCCGACCACCAUUCCAAAGUUGUUGAAAUCUAUCGAAGAAUGUUCGGUGUUGCAUGUCCUUGAAAAAGUUCAACUUUCUUUUUCAAUGCAGGAGAAUAUAAACUUUCACAAGAAAAUCUUUCUUGCAAAGCAUUCUAAUGGCUUAGCCUUUAUGGCGUUUGGAGCUGAUGGGUCCCUGCUUGCAAAGGAGACGGUUUUUUCGAUUGGAGGCGGAUUUGUUAUCUCCGAUGGCUUCCAACUGCGAGGAAAGGUUAUUGUUGACGCAAGCGAUAAGCCAUCCAAUUCAAAAGACCGUCCUCAAGUUCCUUAUCCAUUUUUUUCAGGUGAAGAGCUACUUACUUGGUGUAACGACCAUAGAAAAACCGUUUCAGAGAUUGCAUUUGAAAACGAAAGGCCAUUUAUUUCCUCAACAGACAAGAUUAUUCAAAAAACACUUCAUAUUUGGAGAGUGAUGGAAGCGUCAAUUAUUGCUGGAUUGAGCCGUGAUGUGAAUUCUAUCCUGCCUGGCGUAUUGAAAGUUAAGCGAAGAGCCCCAUCUUUACUAUUGCAACAAGUAAACGAUUCAGCCGAUGCAUUUAGCUUGGCGUUAACACCUUUUCUAGAAAGAGACAAAAAUCUUAAUCAGAUAUUUGCGGGAGUCCACAAUGGCCCGCCCACUGGCAUGGUUAGAGAUAUUGACUGGAUUUCUACUUUUGCUAUUGCAGUCAACGAAGAAAAUGCGGAUGGUGGGAGAAUUGUAACGGCUCCGACUAACGGAGCUUCUGGAGUUAUUCCGGCUACUUUGAAGUACUGGCUUGAGUUUGGACAGCACACUAAAUCGUCAAAUAACUCUGGUGAAGAGGAAAUGAUUUGCACUUUCUUGUGGACCGCAAGUGCUAUAGGAUUUUUGUUUAAGCAUGGCGCGUCCCUUUCCGCUGCUGAAGUUGGAUGUCAGGGCGAAAUUGGGGUAGCCUCUUCAAUGGCCGCUGCGGGUUUGGCCGCUGUUCUUGGAGGAACUCCAAAACAAGUGUUGAAUGCUGCCGAAAUAGCAAUGGAGCAUCAUUUAGGAAUGACAUGCGAUCCUAUUGCUGGAUUGGUUCAAAUCCCGUGUAUUGAAAGAAAUGCGAUGGGUGCCGUAAAGGCAUUAACUGCAGCUCAGUUAGCUCUAAAACGAGAUGGAAAUCAAAAGAUAUCUCUAGAUCAAGUAAUCAAGACGAUGAAGCAAACCGGGCUUGAUAUGAAGGCAGUUUACAAGGAAACCUCGUUGGUAAGCCCAUCUCCAAAGUUAUAA